UUAUUUUGAAAUCGGUUAUGAUGAAGUCGGAAUUCACCAGUCAGGACGCUCCAAAAUCAAAUUAGACUGCUAGCUGGCUAGUUGUUCGUUGCUCUGCCUUGGUUUUCAGAUAUGUCUUACAUUUUACGAAGCUCGUUAUGCCAUUUUUAAUGUUAUUUUGUAAUAUAGUACGCAUGUAUGUAUAGUGUGGUGAGACUUUCCCUAGUACUCUUCGGGUAAGAUAGCUAGCAUGUUACUAGCAGGUUGUGUUUUGGUUUGUUGCUUGCUAACUUGACAGGCUGAGUUUAUGACUGUUUGGUAAUUGGAAUAAAAUAAAGUAAAAAAAAAUAAAAGGGCAGGUUAAGAUAGCUCAGGUGCGUUAUUAAUAAUAAAGAAUGAAGUGCUAAAUGUUGUAUGAGACAUGGAGCGUCAGUCUGGAAGCGGAAGCGGCAGCAGCGGCGGAUCUCAGCGCCACUGGAAAAGAGACGGAGACUUUCAUGAUGAUGUUUACAAUCAAAAACGGUGUCGCGCUGCAGCUGAGGAGACAAAUGUCCCCCGGUCCAUGAGUACUCGAGCACAGCUCUAUGAACGUGUCUUCCCUCAGUACAGACAACCCGUGGAAAUCGGGGUCUUUUCCCUGGACUCGGAGAGAGCCUUCUUUAAUGACUCCAGGCAGCUGCGCUACUAUGUGGAGCCUGGAAAUAAACCCAAUUUCAACCUGAGGGAUGGUUACAGAGACCGCUUUAUUAAAAGAGAUGACGGAGUCAAAGAGAGACUCGACCACCUAUUGCGCUGGAUCUUAGCGAACAGAGCCAAACUUCGCUCCACACACACUCCUUCAUCCUCCUGUACACUAGGUGUAGACUUUGUCACUUGGCGAGGCCACUUAACAAAGCUGUUGACAACUCCGUAUGAGACGCAGGAGGGAUGGUUGCUGGCGGUGUCCAAGUUCCGAGGCACUCUUUACAUGAGCGAAGUAGAGACAGAGGCUGCCCGAGUUAACCGAGAGAACCGUACAGAGAGGCAUGAGGAGAUGAUGUACUGGGGCUACAAGUUUGAGCAGUACAUCUGUGCAGAUGAAGUGAAUGGUGUUCCAGACCGAGGAGGGGUUGUCAACACAAACGAGGCUUUCUGCACAGUAGUCCAGACUCGCCUAGCAGACCAUAAGCUGCUUUUCUCUGGUGAGGUGGACUGCCGAGACAAGGACCCCAGAGCUCCUCCGGCUCCUGCCUGCUACGUCGAGCUAAAGACCUCAGCUGAAAUCUGCACCCCGAAACAGCGCAGUAACUUUCACAGAUAUAAGCUACUGAAAUGGUGGGCACAGUCCUUUCUUCCUGGUGUCCCACGUAUCAUUGCUGGAUUUCGAGACCAUGAUGGUGUCGUGGUGUCUGUAGAGACGUUCCACACCUCGAAAAUAUCCCAGCUGAUUAAGACCGAGUACAACUGCUGGAAGCCGACAGUCUGUAUGAACUUCUGUAGCGAUUUCCUGUCCUUUGUGAAAUCUGUUGUAAAAGAGGAUAAUCCAAGGUUGGUGUACCUGUUUACAUGGGAACCACACAGAGAGGUGACCUACACAGUUCACAGAGACUCCCAGUAUACAUUUCUUCCAGACUGGUUUAUCAAGGAAAUGGCAAGCCAUCAUUAGCACCUUGUUUUAGAUCAUAAAACAAUUUCGACAUAGAGCGAGCGAUGCGUAAACAGCGCAAGCUCCAGCGCAGAACUGAAAAAACAAGCAUACGCUAUAUGCCCAAAAGUAUGUGGACAUUCGACAAUCACAUCUAUAUAUGCCUUUUGCAAUAUUAAUACGGAGAUGGGCCACCCCUCAUCCCCGCCUUUGCUAUUGUAAUAUCUUAUACUCUUGUGGGAAGUUGUUUAACUAAAUGUAGAAAGGCAGUUCAAGACUAUAUGCAAGUUCUUCCACAUCAACAUCAGUCUUCAUAGACCUCACUUGUGCACAUCAGCAUUGUCUACACAAAAUCCUCAUGGCCCUGUAUCUCCAGUGAUCCUAAUCUUAAUACUACAUACAAAGACCUUCAAUACAGUUGUGUGUUUUAAAGCAGGUUUGGGGAUAAACCACAUGUGGAUGUGAUGGUUAGGUGUCCACAUACUUUUGGCCACAUUUUAAUCCUUACACUUCCAUACAAUACAAUAGUACAUAUGAUUGUUCGUCUGCAUUUAUAACUAAUGUAGAGAAGCAGUUUAAAUCAGUUGGGUAUCACCAGAUCUUCACCCCAUCAUCCUUUACACAAAUAAGUGUCGAAGCUGCUUUUGUGCACAAGCAUAUAUUGAAUCCCAUUUUGGUUCCUGACUCAUUAACUGCUCUGUGCUGUAUUUUAGAUGUGUGAUAUUGUAUUCAUUUUUUUGUGAGAUUUUAUGAGCAGUCGACAAAUUCACAAUAAAUCGCAGUCGGAUUUGGAACAAUCCAAGAAAACAAAGCAAUAAAGAAACACUUCUUGACAACUUGCAA
Molecule: messenger RNA, 2446 nt
Organism: Silurus meridionalis
Lineage: Eukaryota; Metazoa; Chordata; Actinopteri; Siluriformes; Siluridae
Gene: dxo
Product: decapping exoribonuclease
Exons: 6
Coding region: 401-1624 (407 amino acids)
Biological process (GO): nuclear-transcribed mRNA catabolic process; NAD-cap decapping
Cellular component (GO): nucleus; cytosol
Molecular function (GO): mRNA 5'-diphosphatase activity
Source: RefSeq, a predicted model, not a curated record